AUGGGCAGGACUUCCUGUCGGACAUGGCCAUGACGGAGGUGGAUCGCUUCAUGGACCGGGAGCACCUCAUCUUCCGGGAGAACACCCUCGCCACGAAAGCCAUCGAGGAGUACCUGAAACUCAUCGGCCAGAAAUACCUCAAGGAUGCCAUUGGUGAGUUCAUCCGAGCCCUGUACGAGUCAGAGGAGAACUGUGAGGUGGACCCCAUGAAAUGCUCAGCCUCCACCUUGGCCGACCACCAGGCCAACCUCCGCAUGUGCUGCGAGCUGGCCCUCUGCAAGGUGGUCAACUCCCACUGCGUGUUCCCGCGGGAGCUGAAGGAGGUGUUCGCCUCGCGCCGAGCGGGGCCGUGAGGACAUCGCCGACCGCUUGAUCAGCGCCUCGCUCUUCUUGAGGUUCCUCUGUCCCGCCGUGAUGUCCCCCAGCCUCUUCGGCCUCAUGCAGGAGUACCCUGAUGAGCAGACUGCCCGCACCCUCACCCUCAUCGCCAAGGUCAUCCAGAACCUGGCCAACUUCACCAAGUUUGGCAGCAAGGAGGAGUACAUGGCCUUCAUGAAUGAGUUCCUGGAGCUGGAGUGGACCAGCAUGCAGCAGUUCCUCUAUGAGAUCUCCAACCUGGACACCCUCACCAACAGCACCAGCUUCGAGGGCUACAUCGACCUGGGCCGCGAGUUGUCCACCCU
This is a messenger RNA of Nestor notabilis (Kea), 683 nucleotides long. Its product is annotated as ras/Rap GTPase-activating protein SynGAP-like. The record is from RefSeq and is a predicted model, not a curated record. Bases 24 to 353 code for a protein of 109 amino acids. Gene Ontology annotation, biological process: regulation of GTPase activity. The transcript is spliced from 4 exons. Lineage: Eukaryota; Metazoa; Chordata; Aves; Psittaciformes; Psittacidae.